Molecule: messenger RNA, 956 nt
Organism: Neogale vison (American mink)
Lineage: Eukaryota; Metazoa; Chordata; Mammalia; Carnivora; Mustelidae
Gene: CEBPD
Product: CCAAT enhancer binding protein delta
Exons: 1
Coding region: 37-867 (276 amino acids)
Biological process (GO): DNA-templated transcription; regulation of transcription by RNA polymerase II; regulation of cell differentiation
Molecular function (GO): DNA-binding transcription factor activity, RNA polymerase II-specific; RNA polymerase II cis-regulatory region sequence-specific DNA binding
Source: RefSeq, a predicted model, not a curated record
ACCGCGCUCAGAGUAGGAUCCCGGCUCGACGCCGCCAUGAGCGCCGCGCUCUUUAGCCUGGACGGCCCGGCACGCGGCGCGCCGUGGCCCGCGGAGCCCGCACCCUUUUACGAGCCGGGCCGGGCGGGCAAGCCGGGCCGCGGCAGCGAGUCGGGGUCUCUGUCCGAGCCAGGCGCCGUUGCCCCUGCCAUGUACGACGACGAGAGUGCUAUCGAUUUCAGCGCCUACAUUGACUCCAUGGCUGCUGUGCCCACUCUGGAGCUGUGCCACGACGAGCUCUUCGCCGACCUCUUCAACAGCAACCACAAGACGGGCGCGGCAGGCGCCGGUGCGGGCGCCCUGGAGCUGCUGCCCGGCGGCCUUGCGCGUACCCACGGCCCAAGCACAGCCGCCCCGCGUCCGCUCAAGCGCGAGCCCGAGUGGGGAGACGGCGACGCGCCCGGCUCGUUGCUGCCGGCGCAGGUGGCCGCUUGCGCGCAGACCGUGGUGAGCCUGGCGGCCGCCGCACAACCCACACCACCCACGUCGCCCGAGCCACCGCGCUGCAGCCCCGGGCCGAGCCCUGCUCCUGGCCCGGCACGGGAGAAGAGUGCGGGGAAAAGGGGCCCGGACCGCGGUAGCCCGGAGUACCGGCAGCGGCGCGAGCGCAACAACAUCGCGGUGCGCAAGAGCCGCGACAAGGCCAAGCGGCGCAACCAGGAGAUGCAGCAGAAGCUGGUGGAGCUGUCGGCCGAAAACGAGAAGCUGCACCAGCGCGUGGAGCAGCUCACGCGGGACCUGGCCGGCCUUCGGCAGUUUUUCAAGCAGCUGCCCAGCUCCCCCUUCUUGCCGGCCGCCGGGGCCGCCGGGGCCGCCGACUGCCGGUAACGCGCGCCCCGGGGGCGGGAGAGACUCACCAACGACCGAUACCUCAGACCCGACCGGCCAGGGAGGGGAGCGCGCCCCACCGGGACGCA